Molecule: messenger RNA, 7915 nt
Organism: Diorhabda carinulata
Lineage: Eukaryota; Metazoa; Arthropoda; Insecta; Coleoptera; Chrysomelidae
Exons: 26
Coding region: 320-4801 (1493 amino acids)
Cellular component (GO): membrane
Molecular function (GO): G protein-coupled receptor activity
Source: RefSeq, a predicted model, not a curated record
CAUGUCCCUACAGAUGAUAACAUCGUGCGGUUAGUAUUCUGAUACUAAAUUCAGCAUUAUCGAAAUAUCGCGUUCGAGUAAAUGUGGAAAUCCUUUCUUUCUGCAUAGAAAAUUGGAAGUGAAACUUGUGUUAAGAGCAUCGUAAUUUUUACCCUAAUGUGAUUUUAAAAUUAAUUUUCUGGGUAUGUUACCGGUUCUUACGAUUACCAUUCCUGUGAGAACUGGACUAUAAAUUCAAGUCAAAAUUGAUCAAACCGGAUCAAGAAAACGGUUCCAGGUAUAAUCUGAUUCUACCUAACCGCCAAAAACCUCGUCUAAAAUGUGGAUUCUUCUCGUUCUGCUGUCUACUUUCUCUUCAACUUUUUCUGGUGCUAACAAGAAAAGCUGUGGUGGUGUGUAUACUGCUGCGAGAGGAGUCUUAAGUACGCCAAAUUUUCCAGGUCCCUUUAAAGUUCCUAUAAAUUGUGAAUGGGUAAUUGACGCUCAAUUAUCUUCAGCAGCAAAUACUUCGAUUGUUGUCUACUUAACUCAACUUUUUGUUUACGAAGGCUUGACAUUCACAGAAUAUCAAAUUUAUGGUGACGAUUAUAAAAUUAAUCCAAAAAUAAUCCAUACAGUGAACGAGACCAAUAUAAGUGUUACCAGAUGGAUAAAAACUUAUCAAAGCUUUUUGGUAAUACAAUUGAAGUUAUCCUCUGCAGAUAGUGUGCAUUUGAGAGUAUUGGAUAAAUUUUUGAACGUAUUUGGUUUCAACAUUACUUAUGAAAUCACUACAGGGAGCGUAAGAAGUAAUCCUUGUACCAUGAUGGAUUGUGGAUUCACUGGAAAUUGCUAUGACUAUUACACGAAAUUCAGCUGCUCAUGUUUACAAGGAUAUUCAGGACCAACCUGUUCCAAUGGAUCCAAUUCAUUUUGCGAUCCAGGAGGUGUACGUACUUGUAAAAAUGGAGGACGAUGCAUUCAUGUAGGAGUAGCGGCUGUUAGAUGUGCGUGUACCUCAAACUUUACCGGUCCUACCUGCGACACACCUGUAAUUUCAGGGACUACACGAGAUUGUAGCAGAUGUAGAAUAUGUCCAUCUGACGACCGUUUCGAAGCUCAAUGUAAAUGUGUUAACAAGGACAGUGUCAAUAUAUCCCACAUUUCCAAAGGAGAUGUAACAGGAUUCACGACAACAAUACAUUUGACAAAUCUUCAUAAUUUCAGCGAUGAAGAAACGAAACAUUACCUGAAAGAACAGAUUCUACGGUUUCUUCAGCGCAAUUAUUCGUUCGUAGAAGAUAUAGUGAUAAAAAAUAUUGUGCAUUUUAGAAGCGGUACAGACGUAACAUUUCACGUUUCGUCCCUUAGAAAAGACGAGAAAAUGCUGCAGUCGAUUCUGAACAAAUUGGAAGGCAUAGGACAUGUGGGCAAUAUGACAAUUCCCCAGAAAGAAUUUUAUUCAAGAACACAACUGUCUAUACAGAGCCUUGAUAUAAAUCAGCCUGGAUUAAUACGAGAAGAAGAUCAAUUUAUUUUAAGUUGCGUAGCACGUGGAUCCCCAACGAUAAAUUUUCGUUGGUUUAAAGAUGGGAUUUCUAUAAACGUUACUGCUACCAGAAAAUGGUUGAAACUAAUAAAAGAUCCUCAUGUUGCGGAUCAGUAUACAGGACUUUUAGGCAUAGAGAGGGCCCAUCCGUUUGACGAAGGUAUAUUUACCUGUCAGGUAGAAGAUUUUGGUCUGAAAGAAUGCCUUUCCAAGAGGGUCGCCCUGGAAAAAAUACCUUCAGUAAAAAUAGAACCCUUUAGUUUGACAGUGAAAAAGGGAGAAAAUUUCACUAUAAAGUGUAUUACUACGGAUGAAAGCAAAGAUGGUACAAAAUAUAUUUAUAGUUGGACUAAAAAUAAAGAACUUCUACCUGUGAGAACCGAAUUCGAAAAAUAUGAGGUGUUGUUUCCAUCAGGCAGUAUUUUACAAGUUCGAAGUGCAGAUAAAAACGCAGAAUACUCCUGCCUCGUUCAAGGUUCAAAAGUAUCAUCAGAGAAAGUGGUGUCGGUAUAUGUUGUGGACAGAAAGGGCGUAAACACUUGCCGCAUGAGGAUUCAAUUGGAGAUGACCUGGCCUGAAACAGCUGCAGAUACAAUUAGCAUAAUUAACUGCCCUAAAGGUUACACCGGUUUUGCUACUAGAUAUUGUGCACUGAAAGAUAAAAAUAAGCCUGCUUGGGAGAUGCCCAGCUUCUCAGAUUGCACUCAUCACCAACUUGGUCACAUAUAUGAAAAGUUUCAACGCUUAAAAUUGGGUUACGUUUCUACGAGCUUAGAAAAACUUUUAAAUAGCUUAUUAUCUCAUGUUCAAACAGUAAAGUUAUUUCCUGGAGAAGGUGCCAAAGUUUUGAACAUAAUUCAAGAGAUGGUGCAAUAUACGGCGGCUUUAAAACUUUCUUCAUAUGAAUCAAGAAAUAUUACGAACAACUUAUUUCUCAUAAUAGACAAAGUGUUAUCCACUCCUGAAUCAUUGAAUCAACAAACAGAUAUCAGAUCAGCAUUUGAAGUGAUCAAGGAGCAAAUAAGUAUAUUAGGAACUUCAUUACUAGGCUCGAUGUCACCCUCUGUCCGCAUAUCCAUGAACACCAUUGAUGCGACUAUUGUCAAUUUAACAUAUUAUAGGACUAAUAAAUAUUUCCACAUUCCCAAUAACUUGGAUAAAUCACUUACAAAAUGGUUGGGAGUCCAAAUUUCAGCAACGAACAUACUUUCAAACGACGCUACCAUAAGAUUUGCUGCAGGAGUCGUUUUCAGAAACAUUUCAAACUACAUGCCACCUCGCCUUUUUCUUAGAGAUAGAGAUGGUUCAGAGAUAGAAUACGAAAUAUAUUCCCACAUCGUAACGAUAUUUCCAUUACCAGAAUUAUUUGAUAUGUAUCCCAUAGCAAUAGAUUUCAAACAUCAACCGAAUCAAAAACUGAACAAGAGCGUUGAUGAAACUUGGGGUAUAAAAUGCGGUUAUGCUGAUAUGUCAACAUUCACUUAUUCUUGGAAUAUCUACAGCUGCUACAAAGAAGUCUUAAAUGAUAUUAGAACCAGAUGCAUUUGUCCAAAACAUGGAAUAUUCGCUUUAUUAUUAACACUCACUCCCAAGUCUAAAACUGAAGAAUCACUACCCACCGUCUUGAUAUUAGUUAUAGGAUGUGCUCUUGGAAUUGUAUUCACUUCCAUUGCUAUAAUAUGUCUGGCUGUUUCAAGUUUUCUCAAACAAAAAUCCAGUAUCACCAUCUUGAAAUUGCAAUGCUCCAUAUCUGUAUUUGUAUUUGAAGUAGUAUUCACUGCAGCUAUUCUACUAGGACCAACACAGAAAUACUUUUUGUUGAUUCUUGCUGGAUUGGAAGCGAGUAUACUCCUGGGAUUAUCUAGCCAUUUGAGUAAAUUAUUGAUGAUUUUUACCGAACUAAUAGAAUUGCCCAAAUCUAUGACAUCAAAGCAAACUGUUAUUGGAAUUAUUUCAGGAGUUCCAGUAAUUACAGUGUUUGCUAGUCAUUUAUCCUACAAAACUAUGGAUGUUAAAUUGGAAUCAUGGUGGAUUCUUCAAGGAACAUUAUCCUUUAAUAUAUUUAUUUGUGUAACUUUGAUGAUGGCCCUUCUUUUUGCAUUCAUAUAUACGAUUGUAAUGAAAAAACUAGAUAAUCUUAUGAAAAUUAAUGAGAAGUAUGCCAAACCGCUACUUAAAAGGAAACGAUUACUUCGAAGAUCCUGCUAUAUUUUCACAUUUUUAAUACUCUUUUCAAUAAGUAGUAUAAUAUAUAUGAAUAAUCCCAAUAAACUAUGGAGUGUAUUUCAAUUCAGUACAAUAAAUGUAUUAGUGGGGUUAGUGAUUCUCAUUUGCUACGUACUAAAAUCGGAAACUAGGCUCCAGCAGCUGUUUGUGAACAAGAAAAAGACUGAUAACAUAUUUUUCAGCAUCAAUUCUUCAAUAAGCUCACCACUUAAAUUUAUUACCAAACAAGAUGCAGAAAUUGAAAAUGACUCCAAUCCUCAAACAAGACAGGAGACACAACAAUUCACUUUGGUCAGCCGUGAAUCAACAAAGUCGUCCAUAGUAGUGAAAUCUCAGAAUAUUGCAGCCACAUUUGAAAGUUGUUUACAAAAUAAUCCUGCUUGUGAUAGUCAUCUGGAUAAAAUUGUAUCCAAGCAACCAGCAUCGUUGGAGCAUUACAAUUCCAGUCCACAGAGUUCUAGGAGAUAUCCACCAUCUUCGACUUUAUGUUCUCCAGACAUCCUCUCAAACAAAGUUUGUGUGGAGUUGGAUCUAGUGGCCUCAAGUAUUCAAUGUCAAACAAAUCGUAACAUAUUUUCCACUUCCAUACCUUCCCUUAGUCCUGAUAAAACCAUUACGACUCUUUUAGAUUAUCACAUUGAAGCACCUGUACUUGCACGAGGUACAGAAACAUCAUACAAAGAAAGAACUCAACCUGAUGGUCAUGACGAGAGCAUCAUUUGUGAGAAAAAUUUAAGUACGGUAGAAGAAGUUAGUGAGACUGAAACAGAUUCUCCUGAAAUAAGUGAAAAGCUGCUGUCUCCCGAAAAUCAAAAAUGUAAAAACACUAGUACUAAUAGUGGAAAUACUGCUGUUAAAAGUGAUAAUCUUGACGGUAUGUUGGAUAGUAUUAGUCAAGAUUUGGAGUAUUUAUUGAACAAUUCCGAGGAUGUUAAUAUAUCUUCAAUAAAAAGUGCGUCCAAGGGACCAGCUAGUCUGAGACAAGGUGUUAGUAACGUAGUUGAUGAUGAUAACCGAGAUAAUAUAACUAUUAGGAGUAAGUGUUAAUAUAUCUACUUUAUUGUGAAAUGUCUGUGAAAAUCUCUUUGUUAGAUAAGUUAGUUUAAGUCGUAAUUGUAUCGCAUUAUUUUUUGUUAACAAGUUAUAGGUAUGAAAAAAUAAAUUUAUUUAAAUGUACUUCAGAGAGAAAAAAAUUUGGUCAUCAAAAUUUAUUUUAGAGGUUCCACUUUUGCAAGUUAGGAAAUUGAUAAACUUGGGUUUCAAGGUAUGACAUGUCAUUAUUUUCUCACAUAAAUUGGUACGUAUAGUUAACCGAUAAAUAAUCAUAAAAUUUAUUAACAGCGCCGUUAAUGGAAAUCGAGCAGUGCGGGUCUGCGUCGGUUGAGAUACAGAGUAACGUAAGAGGAUGUCUCUAUUUAUAAUUUCAUAUUUUAACUUUAAUAGUACGAACCAUUUUUACUCACUGAAGUACAUGUAUAUCUAGUUUGGUAGUUGACGAGUGUGGCUUAUUAUGAAAAAAAAAAUAAAUUCCGAGCAGGGUACAAAUUAGUCCUAAAAAAUACGUGACACAUUGCUGAAUGAUCAAAAUCGCAAUAAUCUACCUGUAAAAAUAAAUUUUGACACGUGAAAUAAGUAUGUUAAUUGUUGAUAUUGAUUUCAUGGAGUAAAUUUGUGGAAGAAAAUAAAAAAUCAGCAUAUUACAACAAAAGCGUGUUUAUAAUUUCUAAUAGUUCUCAAUUAUUUAUUGCUGAUAUACUUACCAAUAACUUACUUGUGACAUUUGCGACAUUCCUAAAUCUUCUCUCAGAUAAUUGGCUUCUACAUAGUCUACACUGUCCUUAACAGAACUCCAAAGAUUUCUUUAAAAUUUGCUCAUCAAAUUUCAUGCCGCAAUUAAUGUAUACUGAAUUUAUUCCUCAAAUUUACAUUUUUCUCAUUAGAACAUUAAGAGUUCCCUUAUUAUACCAACAUAUAUGUAUGCUUCUACCACAAUUUUCAAAUAUUCCGUUUUGUUCAAUAUGUAGGUGAAAUGUAUGAAUUCAUAUUGAGAUUUAUGAUUUGAAAAUUGAUUUCAAACCUGGAACCAUAAAGUGGGACUGUAGUUAAAAUAAGCACAAGUGACGUCAAAAACCGUCGUAUUUUUUUUUUGUUCAAAUAACACCAAAGCACAAUAAUUAAUUGACCAAUCUUCCUUAGCUUCCACCAAUACUUUUGGUAUAUCAGAUUUGUUAUUCUAAUGAUCUCAACCAUUGUGCAUUUUUUCUAACAAGAAGUGAACCAGUUAUCCCUCGUACAAUUUAGAUUUGUUCCAUAAAUUCCUCCGGUAGGAUCUAGAACAUAUUAUGUACUGCAUAUGUAAUAUGUUUUUGCAUCGCACAUGGUAACCACGUUCAAACUAUACUUUUCGGAUUUGUAAGUAAUGUACAAGACAAUGUUUUAAAAAUCCCAAAUCUCAUCGAAGCCAAAAUAGCUAGUAAAAAAUAUAGAGAAACACCAAGACAAAUAUGGAUUGAUAAUUUGGAAGAAGAUGCUGAGAUAAUGAGGAUAGAAUGAGAAGAAAUAAAAGAGCAAACGAAAUAUAGAAAGGCAUGGAGAGAAAAGAGAUUGUCAGUACACUCAAUCAAACAGCCGUACAUCGUACAGUAAUCACGCUUAGAGUUGAUUAAAAAAAUACGUUCGAUUUCAUCAUUGGUACAUUUGACAAUUAUAUCCAAAAAAAAGCCUGAGAGAAAACGAUGCCAUAUUCCAAUGUAUAGAAUGUGGGCUAGCCAAAUAUCAUUUACUUGCAUCCUUGGAAUACAUCACUUUUUCAGGUCUUCAUAUAUAAAUUGCUCUAAUUUAUAAGGUACGUUUUAGAGGUCUUUGUCUAGAUAAAUUCCAAGAACUGGUUUUUGGGCUCGUCUAAUUUAGGUCUUUGUGGAUCCAUUGCAGUUCAUGAAAUGUUUCAUAUAAAUAAAAUGCUACAAAUAACUACGAAUUUAAUAGAAAUUAACUCAACUUUCUCCAGCGAUUUUUGUACCAUAAAUACAAGGUGGCGUCGUUACGACCUUCCUCAAGAUAAAUCUCUCUCGUUUGAUUUCUACUAGACAACUAAAAGCCAGGAAGUUCCUAAACCGCAUCGCCACGAUCUUCGAGACACGUUCCAAGAUUAAAUUCCAUAUCUCUAUACUGAUGGUUUUUAACCUAGCAUAGUUCAAUCGUGCUGAUCGCUUCUUGCAAAGUCAUUUUUUUUCUAAUGGUGGACUUGAUAAAAAUUGAUUUUACAAGACUUCAAAGGUUAAUGAUGAAUCUUGCUCUAUUCCAUCUCAGAGGAAUGAAGAUCAAGUCUGAGCACUAGAAUAAAACAUUCGAUUCUGAGUUGAAAUCAAAAUAUAAAAAUGGAUUUUGCUAGUUUCAUCAAGAAUAUACGAUAAUUUUCUAGCAUUAUCCAAUGUAAGCUUAUCCAUUAGCAGGUAUGGCAAGAAAUAUCCAAAUAUCCGAUGGUAUUGAUAUGGUUUUGGUAUAAAUAUCACCAACUGUUUUUCUAUGUCAAAUAGUAGUUUGAUGAAACCAAAUUCGAGAUAGAACGUCAAAAAUACUUCUAUACAAAUGGUGUGAAUAUUAUGAAUUGAAUGUACGAAGUUAUGCAACUGAUAAAAUAUUGUUUUGAUAACAACCAAUAAUAUGAACUACCGAAACUGCUUUGUUUGUAGUUAUAACUUUACCUUGUUCGUCCUAUAUUUAAUCAAUUUUAAUUCUAACAGCGCUCUUAGCGUAAGCAAAAAUAAUUUUGCAGCAAAAAAAGCAAAACAAAAAUAAACAACUUUCGUAACCACAAAUGAAUCAAAAAUUCAAUGAAUCCAAGAAUCAACAAACUUCAUAAUUAUGUCACGUGUCAUUUGUAAAUUUUGGUCUUUGAAUCAUAUCUGUGUGUGUGCGUGCGUGCAUGUAAGUGUGUAUAUAUUUUGAAUUUUUAUUUAUCGAAAACUUAUUCGUAAUUAUGUUAACCUAACCUAACAGCGCUAGUGUUUUUAUGGAGUUAUUCAACUACUGCUUUGAAUGCAAUUAAUGUUUGUGGUCUUUUGAAUGAAGUGAAUCUUAUUUAUAAUAUCUGUCAAACAAUUUUAAUUGUAUAUUAUUAAUAAACCAUUAUCUGUGAUUUCAAUAAAUCAUUUUCAAUUA